AGCUCGACGAUGGUAAGGGACGUCAUGUCAACCUAUGAGAACCCCACAUGAUCUUGAUUCCCGAGAGGUCCCAAUCCCCAAGAUUUUAAAAACGUGCCAGGUCAUAAUUUUGGGGAAACUUGGCCCAUACGCUUGGUUAUUUCCUAACAACUUUCUGAGCUUGGUUAUUGUCAAUUUGCUUACUUUCUUUUCUUUCGAUCUGAGCAACCCCCAAAAAUAAAAAAUCUACACACAAACUUGAGAAAUAAAAGAAGCACACGCCCAAUUCCGAAAGCGGGACUACGUUCGUUUCCAUAGCUCCAUUUUAUUCCACUCCUUCCAACGCGGGCGGUGUGAGUGAGGAGAUGACAGACAGGAAUGCGGCGCCGCCACAAGACGCAGACCGAAAACCCGGCGGCGUCGGUGACUAUGGCAGCACCACCAGAAGCAACAGCCACGAAGGAGGAGGAGGAAGCCAGAGGCCGCUCCGGCCUGCCAUGGUCAUGGCCAUCCGAGGCGACGAUGGCGGGGUAAGCCCCAAGAGCGGGCCUACGAAGGUCGUAUCCAUUGAAGAGCCCAAGCUCUCCCCCCCCAUGCAACCGCUCGACACACCGCCCCUAAAACAAUUCACCGCCGGCGUAGGCAAGCGACUCACCGGCCGCCCGACGCCAUCCUCCUUCAGCAACUCGUCGAAGAACUCCCUCCUCAGCCAGGCGAGCCAGGAGGAUAUCCCGAGGCUGGCUAUGAGUCAGUCGGGGGAGAGCUCGUCGGGGAAUGCGCCGUAUAUUCAGAGACAUAAACAUCAUCAUCAGCAUGAUAAACUCCUCAGCCAGGUCUCGGAGUGGUUGCAUGUCCAGAAGGCUAAGAAGGCCGCGAGGAAGGCGAGGAAGCAUAAGGCUCACCCGCGCGAAGAUGGAGGAAGGGGGAACGAGAAUAACCGCUCCACCACCGCUCGCAGAGAAUCGCAGGACUCGUGCCUGAGCACCAUCUCCCUCGAGGACCUGCAAUCGAUCCUCGAAGACAGUAAAGUCAAAUCCACCUACCGCCCCAACCCAGAGAGCCCAGUCCUCCGCCCUCGCCGACCCUCCUACUCAUCGCGCAAAUACACAUCCCGCCGCUACUCCACCAAUGCCUCCUCUGACACAGAGUACUUUGACGGCGACGUCAUAGUCCCCAGCUGCGACGUCGUCCUCGACAACUCCAAAACCCUCACCCACCCCUCCGGCACAACAACACCCACCACCUCCGGCCGCCGCGCCGACAAAGAGGCCGCGGUGUGGGUUACUUUCAAAUCCGAGAUCUUAAGACUGGCACACACACUCCGUCUGAAGGGAUGGCGUCGCGUCCCCCUCGACAGCGGCGCAGAUCUCGAAGUCGAGCGCCUGAGCGGCGCACUCACAAACGCAGUUUACGUCGUCUCCCCACCCUCCACCCUCCCCUCCGAUCCGGCUAGUAAAUCGAAAGCCCGACCCUCCAAACUCCUCCUCCGCAUCUACGGCCCGCAGGUCGAGCAUCUCAUCGACCGCGACGCCGAGUUAGGGAUUCUGAGCCGACUUGCGCGCAAGAAGAUCGGGCCGAGACUGUUGGGGACGUUUCGGAAUGGGAGGUUUGAGGAGUACUUCAUGUCUACUACCCUGACGCCCAAGGAUCUCCGCGAUCCGGAGACGUCGAAGCAGAUCGCGAAACGUAUGCGGGAGUUGCAUGAUGGGAUUGAGCUGCUGGAGACGGAGAGGGAUGAGGGGCCGUUUGUGUGGAGGAAUUGGGAUAAGUGGGUGGAGAGAUGUGAGCAUGUUAUUAGUUUCCUGGAUACGCAUCCGGAUACUGGGGGGGGGAAGAAGGUGCCGGCGUGGAGGGAGAGGGGGUUGGUUUGUGGGGUGGAGUGGUCGGUGUUUAGGGGGAUGGUGGAGAGGUAUAGGGGGUGGUUGAAUGAGAAGUAUGGGGGGGUGGCGGGGUUGAGGGAGAAGUUGGUGUUUGCGCAUAAUGAUACCCAAUACGGCAACAUCCUCCGCCUCCUCCCCACCACCGAAUCCCCCCUCCUCCUCCCCGCCAACACCCACAAACAACUCGUGGUAAUCGACUUCGAAUACGCCUCCGGCAACACCCCCGGCCUCGAAUUCGCAAACCACUUCACGGAAUGGUGCUACAACUACCACGACCCCUCCACCCCCUACAUCUGCAACACCAAAUCCUUCCCCACCCCCGCCGAACAACGCCGCUUCAUCCGCGCCUACCUCAACCACCGCCCGCAAUUCUCGGGCUUCUCUUCCGCCUCCGCGACACCCAAGGUCGUCCCCAGCCCUGGACCGGGGAAUGCGGGGAUCUCGGCGUUUAUGUUGGAUUCGCGCGGGCCGCCGGGGGGGGACGCAGUGCCGGGGGGUUAUGCGGAGGAGGAGCAGAGGAGGAUCGCGGAUGUGGAGCGGAGGGUUGAGGAGUUGAUGGUUGAGGCCCGCUGGUGGAGAGUCGCUAAUUCGGCGCAGUGGGUUGCGUGGGGGAUUGUGCAGGCGAAUAUCCCGGAGUUGGAGGAGUAUGAUACUGCCUGUCGGACGCCGAGUGCUGAUGCGCCUGACGGGGAGGUAGGGGGGAUGGAGAAGUUGGAUUUGGAGGAUGGUGGUGAGGGUAUGGUUAAUGGUGAGGAUGAGGAGGGGGACAGCGAGGAGGGAGGCAGUGUGGAGGGAGAGGAUAAGGAGGAUGAUGAGUUUGAUUAUGUGGCGUAUGCGCAGGAUCGGGCUAUGUUCUUUUGGGGGGAUUGUGUGGCGCUGGGAUUGGUGAGGUUGGAGGAUUUGCCGGGGAAUGUGCAGGAGGCGGUGAAGAUUGUGGAUUAUUGAGUGAUGGUUGGGGGGGGUGAUGGUGCAUGUGGUGGUGGGCUUUCUGAAUAUGCAGUUUAGCAUGAUACCAAU
Pseudogymnoascus verrucosus is the source of this 2876-nucleotide messenger RNA. RefSeq lists its product as uncharacterized. Gene Ontology annotation, biological process: phosphatidylethanolamine biosynthetic process; phosphatidylcholine biosynthetic process. The coding region runs from base 345 to 2804 and encodes 819 amino acids. Gene Ontology annotation, cellular component: cytoplasm. The transcript is spliced from 3 exons. The record is from RefSeq and is a predicted model, not a curated record. Gene Ontology annotation, molecular function: ethanolamine kinase activity; choline kinase activity. NCBI's taxonomy places the organism in Eukaryota, Fungi, Ascomycota, Leotiomycetes, Thelebolales, Thelebolaceae.